AUGGGUCAUACCACCGAAGAGUGUGUGACCCUGAAGGACAAAAUUGAAGAGUUGAUCCAAGCGGGAAAGCUAAAGAAGUAUAUACGAAACGACCGUCCUCAGGCACCCGCCGAGCAGAAUACAAGACGACCGGCAUACAGGUCCGACAAACCCAGGAACGACUGGACUGAACGCCCUCGUUCCGAGCGAAGGCGAAGCCAAAGCCACAACAGAAGUCGCGAACGUCCACUAAGGGGGCACAUCAACACGAUCUCAGGGGGAUUUGCUGGAGGUGGAUCGUCAUCUUCCGCCCGGAAGCGCCAUGUACGAGCCCUACAGUCCGUGCACUUGGUUGAUAGGCCCCGGUGUACUAUGCCCCCCAUCACGUUCUGGGAUGAAGACUUCCACGCACCCGAUCCCGACCAGGACAACCCAAUGGUGAUAACGGUUGAGAUCGCCCGCUAUGGUGUCAGCAAGGUCUUAGUAGAUCAGGGGAGUUCAUUAAAUAUCCUCUACUGGAAAACCUUCCAGCAGAUGGAUAUCUCAGAGGAUCUCAUCGUCCCUUACAACGGUCAAAUCGUAGGCUUCGCGGGAGAGAGGGUGGACGCCCGUGGUUAUGUGGAGUUAAGAACGAGGCUUGGAACCGGACGAUCCAGCAAAGAAAAGAGAGUCCAGUAUCUGUUGGUCGAAGCCAACACCUCGUACAAUGUCUGA
Molecule: messenger RNA, 693 nt
Organism: Vigna umbellata (rice bean)
Lineage: Eukaryota; Viridiplantae; Streptophyta; Magnoliopsida; Fabales; Fabaceae
Source: RefSeq, a predicted model, not a curated record